Messenger RNA from Acanthopagrus latus (yellowfin seabream), 3534 nucleotides. RefSeq names its product toll-like receptor 8. Gene Ontology annotation, cellular component: plasma membrane. The record is from RefSeq and is a predicted model, not a curated record. Gene Ontology annotation, molecular function: pattern recognition receptor activity; protein binding. Gene Ontology annotation, biological process: toll-like receptor signaling pathway; defense response to virus; canonical NF-kappaB signal transduction. The transcript is spliced from 2 exons. The coding region runs from base 220 to 3318 and encodes 1032 amino acids. NCBI's taxonomy places the organism in Eukaryota, Metazoa, Chordata, Actinopteri, Spariformes, Sparidae.
GAACUAGACAGUGUGUUACUGUUAUGAUUGACUCCAGUGACAGGGGGAUGCUUGUAUUUCUUUCACUGUGUGUUGUUUACUAAAGAUAAAGAACACAGAGAUGAAGUAGGACAUUUUGAUUCGUGUUGACUUGAUGACCCACAAGGCAGGCAACAGUUUUUGACAAAUGAGUUUCAAGUGCUAGAAAGUCAUUCAAGGAUCAUAAGGAAUCAAUACAACAUGUGCAUGAUGACCGUCACAUGUUGGACACGCCUGCUGCUCUUCUGUCUCUGCUGCCACCAUGAGAUCCAGCCUGCUGUAUGUAAACUUUGGUGGAUGUCACCCAAGUUCCCUUGUGAUGUCACAGCCAAAAACUCCUCUGAGGUCUUGUUCGACUGUAGAGGGCGUCAUCUGCAUGCAGUACCCGAGGGGAUAACCAGUAACGCAACUCAGCUCGACGUAUCAGAAAAUUUCAUCAAGAACAUUUCGGCUGACGCGUUUUCUGGCCUGCCGAACCUCACUCAGCUUAAGCUCAACUGGGCAAACAAGAAAGAGGAAGUGAACAUCGACGCCAAUGCUUUCAAAAAUCUAACAAAACUGCGUGUACUGAGUCUGAGUGGCACCUGUCAGACACAAAUUCCCAGAAAUCUCCCCCUCAGCGUGAAGACCCUGGAGUUAAACUUUAACAAGUUUGUGUCGGUGAAUAAGUCGAGUCUCGCCGGCUUAACGAAUGUGACGCAUUUAUGGUUAUCGAAAAACUGCUACAGCUGGCAUCCCUGUGGGCAGUCGUUUAAGAUUGAGGACGGCAGCUUUGAGAAUGUGUCCCAACUGCAGGCUCUGGACUUGUCCUUUAACAACUUAACUCAAGUUCCCAAAGGAUUACCCCGAUCGUUACGCAUUUUGAGGCUGGGUUCCAACCAAAUACAGAGCAUAUCUGAAGAUGACUUCCGUGGGUUAUAUAAUUUAGAAGCUCUAAAAAUACAAGGGAACUGUCCAAGGUGUCAAAAUGCUCCAUUCCCCUGUGUUCCCUGUGAAAACAGCUCUCUUAGCAUCCACCCUGAUGCAUUUGACGAUUUGACACAGCUUGACCUGCUGAAUCUUGGAGGAAACUCACUGACCAGCCUGAAUCCCUCCUGGUUUAAGAAGCUCAACAAGCUUAAACAAUUGUUGCUGGCUUUUAACUUCUUGCUAAAACCAAUUACUGAGGAUGCAGCGUUUCUAAGACACAUUCCCAAACUAGAAAAACUUGAUUUCUCAUUCAACUUCGAUCUUAAGUACUAUCCUAAGACUUUAAAUCUUUCAGCUGAGUUUUCAAAUCUUAGGUCUCUUAGAACUUUGCAUUUGGAGGGCUUGGUCUUCCAGAGUAUCGGACCAGGGACACUCAAACCUUUGUACCAGCUCAAAAAUCUGUCUGCACUGAACUUAGGGACUAACUUCAUUAUUUAUUCUGAUUCCACCAUAUUCAGCAAUUUCCCCCACCUGAAAAUGAUCUACCUCGCAGAAAACAGGCUGUACCCCAUUUCAGUAAAGAGCCCCCCACAUCCCAGCAAGGGAUCCAAUCAGAGGUCGGAAUUUUCGAUUUCGCCGCUUGUGAAGCCCCUUUGGAAAGAUUUUGAUUUUGAGAUUACACAAGGCUUAAUCAAGGAAGAGUGCUUUGACUCGGGACAAGUAGUAGUUCUCAGCUCAAAUAAUCUGUUUUUCAUUUCUCCAGAGCAAUUCCAGGGCUACGGAGAUAUCGCAUGUCUCAACCUCUCGAGAAAUGGAUUAUCAGCUGCACUUAAUGGAACAGAGUUCAGAGGGCUGGACAAUCUGACAUAUCUGGACCUGUCAUACAAUAAGAUUGAUCUGGCCUACGACUACGCCUUCAGUGAACUACAAAAACUGGAAGUGCUAGACCUCAGCCACAACGAACAUUACUUUAAAGUGUUCGGGGUAACGCACAACUUAAAUUUCACAAUGUAUCUGCCCGCCUUACGAGUGCUGAAUAUGAGUUUUAACAGCAUUCACACAUUGACAACAAAACAGAUGCACAGCAAAUCUUUAACAGAACUCCAGUUCACGCAUAACUACCUUGGAACUCUUUGGAAAGAAAAAGACGGCACAUAUAAGAGGCUGUUUGCCGAUCUCACUAAUUUGACAAUCUUAGACAUAUCCUACAACAAAAUUGCGAAGAUUCCUGAUGAUGUUUAUGCGUAUUUGCCACGGAACCUCGUCAGGCUACACAUAAAUCACAACAAGCUGAAAGAUUUCGUGUGGGACAAUCUGCAGUUUCUCCGUCAGCUUCAAGUUUUAGACCUGAGCUACAAUGUUUUGACCAAUGUGAGCGGCAUACACUCAAACGGCACCCACAAAAUGACCGUCCUCGACCUGAGUCAUAACCACAUCUUCCACUUGGACGACGGAUUUCUAAACGGUGCGAAAAGCCUUAGGGUUCUUAAACUCGGCUACAACAGACUGACGACCAUCAACCAAUCCACCUUCCAGCCGAGACCCGAGAGUCAGAUUGAAACUUUGUACUUGCAGAAAAAUCCCUUCCAGUGUACCUGCGACUCAUUAGAUUUCAUUCUAUGGAUUGAAAACAGCGGUAUAAAAAUCCCUAGACUGAUCACUGAGGUGACGUGUGACACGCCGGCAAACCAGAAGGAUGAACCUCUGAUAAAGUUCGACAUCAACCAGUGUGUAAAUGACAGUCAGGCGUUCUUGAUCUACCUUCUCACAAGCACCGUCAUUAUCACUUUCAUGUUUGUGGCGACGGUUGCUCACUUAUUUUACUGGGAUGCUUCCUACGUCCUGCACUAUGUUAAAGCCCAGCUGAAGGGAUACAGCUCCCUGAACUCAUCGCACGGUGUUUAUGAUGUCUUUGUGACUUACGACACCUCGGACCCUCAUGUGUCUGAGUGGGUGAUGAGGGACCUGCGAGUGAAACUGGAAGAGGAAGGAGAGAAGCAUCUUCCUCUGUGUCUGGAGGAGAGGGACUGGCCCCUGGGAGUCCCGCUGGUGGAUAACCUCACUCAGAGCAUUCAGUACAGUCGCAAGACCCUGUUUGUUUUGACAGAGGGCUACGUUAAGACCGGUGUUUUCAAGCUGGCGAUGUAUCUGGCCCACCAAAGGCUGCUGGAUGAGAAUAUCGAUGUGAUCGUGGUGCUGAUGCUGGAGCCCGUGCUGCAGCACUCUCACUUCCUGCGUCUGAGGAGGAGGCUGUGCGAGCAAAGCGUGGUGGAGUGGCCGAGGACACCUGCCGCGGAGCCCUGGUUCUGGCAAAACCUGAGGAAUGUGGUCAGAGUGGACAAUCAGGUGAUGUACAACAAGACUUACUCAAAGUACUUCACCAGCCGCUGAAACAAGACCAACAGCCUAAGAUUCAUUUAGAAUUCUAUCAUCACAUUUCUAAAAGAACUGUUUUGUCCACGUUGGCCAAACACUGACGUGGUCCAUCAAGACUUUUAUCAGAACACAAACAAAGACAUUAUUUCAUAAUUGUUUGCUGACAAUUAAAAAUGUGAAUAACAGAAUUUGACUGUGAUUUGUGUGAAAGUAUUAUUGUAUGAAUAAAUC